CCAACCCCCCCGGACAGGACCCCCUUGAGCUCGCCCCUCAGCUGCCACCAUGAGCGACCAAGAUCACUCCAUGGAUGAAGUGACAGCCGUGGUGAAGAUUGAAAAAGGUGUUGGUGGCAGUAAUGGGGGUAACGGUAAUGGUGGUGGUGCGGCCUUUUCUCAGACUCGAAGCAGCAGCACAGGCAGUAGCAGCAGCAGUGGUGGCGGAGGAGGGCAGGAAUCCCAGCCAUCUCCUUUGGCUCUGCUGGCAGCAACCUGCAGCAGAAUUGAGUCACCCAAUGAGAACAGCAACAACUCCCAGGGUCCGAGUCAGUCAGGGGGCACAGGUGAACUUGACCUCACAGCCACACAACUUUCACAGGGUGCCAAUGGCUGGCAGAUCAUCUCUUCCUCCUCUGGGGCUACCCCUACCUCAAAGGAACAGAGUGGCAACAGUACCAAUGGCAGCAAUGGCAGCGAGUCUUCCAAGAAUCGCACAGUCUCUGGUGGGCAGUAUGUUGUGGCUACUACCCCCAACUUACAAAACCAGCAAGUUCUGACAGGUCUACCUGGAGUAAUGCCCAAUAUUCAGUAUCAAGUAAUCCCACAGUUCCAGACUGUUGAUGGGCAGCAGCUGCAGUUUGCUGCCACUGGGGCCCAAGUGCAGCAGGAUGGUUCUGGUCAAAUACAAAUCAUACCAGGUGCAAACCAACAGAUCAUCACAAAUAGAGGAAGUGGGGGCAACAUAAUUGCUGCUAUGCCAAAUCUACUCCAGCAGGCUGUGCCCCUCCAAGGCCUUGCUAAUAAUGUGCUCUCAGGACAGACUCAGUAUGUGACCAAUGUUCCAGUGGCCCUGAAUGGGAACAUCACCUUGUUACCUGUCAACAGCGUUUCUGCAGCUACCUUGACUCCCAGCUCUCAGGCAGUCACCAUCAGCAGUUCUGGAUCCCAGGAGAGCGGCUCACAGCCUGUCACCUCAGGGACUGCCAUCAGUUCUGCCAGCUUGGUGUCAUCACAAGCUAGUUCCAGUUCCUUUUUCACCAAUGCCAAUAGCUACUCAACAACUACUACCACCAGCAACAUGGGAAUUAUGAACUUUACCACCAGCGGAUCAUCAGGGACCAGUUCUCAAGGCCAGACACCCCAAAGGGUUGGUGGGCUACAAGGAUCUGAUUCUCUCAACAUCCAGCAGAAUCAGGCAUCAGGAAGCUCACUUCAAGCAAGUCAGCAAAAAGAGGGAGAACAAAGUCAGCAGACACAGCAACAACAAAUUCUUAUUCAGCCUCAGUUAGUUCAAGGGGGACAAGCUCUUCAGGCCCUCCAAGCAGCACCAUUGUCAGGGCAAACCUUCACAACUCAAGCUAUUUCCCAGGAAACCCUCCAGAACCUCCAGCUUCAGGCUGUUCAGAACUCUGGUCCCAUCAUCAUUCGGACACCAACAGUGGGGCCCAAUGGACAGGUCAGUUGGCAGACCCUUCAGCUGCAGAAUCUUCAAGUUCAGAACCCACAAGCCCAGACAAUCACCUUGGCCCCUAUGCAGGGCGUUUCCUUGGGGCAGACUAGCAGCAGCAAUACCACCCUUACACCCAUUGCCUCAGCUGCCUCCAUUCCUGCUGGCACAGUCACUGUGAAUGCUGCUCAACUUUCCUCCAUGCCAGGCCUCCAGACCAUUAACCUCAGUGCAUUGGGUACUUCAGGGAUCCAGGUGCACCAGCUUCCGGGUCUGCCAUUGGCUAUAGCAAAUGCCCCAGGUGAUCAUGGCUCUCAGCUUGGCCUCCAUGCAUCUGGUGGUGAUGGGAUGCAUGAUGAGACAACAGGUGGAGAAGGAGAGAACAGUCCUGAUCCCCAGCCCCAAGCUGGUCGGAGGACUCGGAGGGAAGCAUGUACAUGCCCCUACUGUAAAGACAGUGAAGGAAGAGGCUCUGGAGAUCCUGGUAAAAAGAAACAGCACAUUUGUCAUAUCCAAGGAUGUGGCAAAGUGUAUGGCAAGACCUCACAUCUCCGGGCACACUUGCGCUGGCAUACAGGAGAGAGACCAUUCAUGUGUAACUGGUCAUACUGUGGGAAACGCUUCACACGUUCAGAUGAGCUUCAGAGACAUAAACGCACACAUACAGGUGAGAAGAAAUUUGCCUGUCCUGAGUGCCCUAAGCGUUUCAUGAGGAGUGAUCACCUGUCAAAGCAUAUCAAGACCCACCAGAACAAAAAGGGAGGCCCAGGGGUCGCCCUGAGUGUGGGCACUUUGCCCCUGGACAGUGGGGCAGGUUCAGAAGGCAGUGGCACUGCCACUCCUUCAGCCCUUAUUACCACCAAUAUGGUAGCCAUGGAGGCCAUCUGUCCCGAGGGUAUUGCCCGUCUUGCCAACAGUGGCAUCAACGUCAUGCAGGUGACAGAGCUACAGUCCAUUAAUAUCAGUGGCAAUGGUUUCUGAGAUUAGACACGUAGGGCCAGAGACAUGGGCCAUUACCCACCAAGCCUGGGAUGCAAGAUAGCAUGGGUCCAAGAGACUUGUGGAAGAGCGAGCCGUGAAGCAUUAAUGUUCUUGGUGGAGGGAAGAAUUGAGGGAGGGUACAGGAGAAGAGAUGGGAUUGUGGCACCCAUCUAUCACUGGUGACUCCUUGAAAAUGGAAAAUAUUAGUGGACGUUGUGUUGGUGCCACCCUUCGAUAAGCAUUUAUUUCAUCCCAGGUUCUUCUUACACUUCUUACCCCAGCCUCCUCUUCCUGCGUUUCCGAACCGCUAAGCUUUCCCAUGAUGGAUCCCACCCCCAAAGCCAUCAUGCCUUGAUAAAUAUGUAUGAUCAUUGAAUACUUUUUAACAAAAACAGAUUCUAUAUUACAUAUAUAUAUAUAUAUAUAUAUAAAUAAAUAUAUAGAGAUGCUUUCACAGGGGUGGCUGGGAGGAGGAAAACG
This is a messenger RNA of Chionomys nivalis (European snow vole), 2890 nucleotides long. RefSeq names its product Sp1 transcription factor (gene Sp1). NCBI's taxonomy places the organism in Eukaryota, Metazoa, Chordata, Mammalia, Rodentia, Cricetidae. Gene Ontology annotation, biological process: regulation of transcription by RNA polymerase II. The coding region runs from base 50 to 2410 and encodes 786 amino acids. Gene Ontology annotation, molecular function: RNA polymerase II cis-regulatory region sequence-specific DNA binding; DNA-binding transcription factor activity, RNA polymerase II-specific. The transcript is spliced from 6 exons. The record is from RefSeq and is a predicted model, not a curated record.